UUUGCUUUUCAGUAUAGUAUUUGUUUCGAGCAUCGAAAUUGAGUAGCGUCAGGUGAACAGUAAUCAUGUCCAGGUCACAGAAGUCGGUGGGCAGCCAGCAGCGGGAGCAGCGGGAGCAGAAAAUCCCCCAAAUACCGCCCGACGGGAUGCUAAUAUAUGGCAACGGGCUCGUCUUUGGUGGCAGUGUUUAUCCGGUUCUGGUGGACGGUGUACCCAUGCAGGCGCCCGUCGAUGCUCAACAGGCUGCCGCCCAGCAGCGCUGGCAGAUGAUGCACAAACCAGUCCACGUUCCCGGCCAGAAGCAGCAGCGACAGCAGCAGCGACAGCAACAGCGGCAGCAACAUGAGACUGGAUGGGGGUACGCGAACAUGGCCCCGCGGCAUCCACAUUCGUGCGGACCCAAAACACGGACCAGACUACAGUCCCAGCCGCCACGGAACCGCGCUCCCAACUCCCCACUCAGCGAAUAUCCACCUCAGUGUCCACCACCAACUUCGAGUGCCCCCAACAUAACGAGGGGCAGCAAGAGGGGGUACGGGGGGAUGCCACAGCAACAGCAGCAACAGGGGAUGCCACAGCAACAGCAGGAAUACCAGCAACAGCUGCAGCAGCUGCUGCAACUUCAAUCAGCCAUGGACGGACAUUACAACUACGGAUACAUGACCAAUGCGAACGAUGCCGGGGGCUGGUCCGGCUAUGCCAUGAUGCCGCCAAUGGUGGCCAACAGACCGUACACGUUCGGCUGGAGUCCACUGGACUGAGGCGCAGAGACCUGUGGCGACCAGGAACCAUGUUUUCGGGGAACAAAGAUAUCGCGAGAACAACAAAAUUAAAGUUUUCAAAGCAGAAUUAGCCCUAAAAACA
Messenger RNA from Drosophila miranda, 864 nucleotides. RefSeq lists its product as uncharacterized. The transcript has a single exon. The coding region runs from base 66 to 761 and encodes 231 amino acids. NCBI's taxonomy places the organism in Eukaryota, Metazoa, Arthropoda, Insecta, Diptera, Drosophilidae. The record is from RefSeq and is a predicted model, not a curated record.